CACCGUGCGCCACCUGGGCUAAGCCUCGUUGUUUCUUCGUUAUGUUUACCGUCUAAUUCAGUGAGCUAAGGCUUCUGUUUUGUGGACAGUGAGCUACUCAAGCGCUAGUUUUAUGUACUGCGGACACAGCUUGCAUUAAAGGCCAGUUUGUUUCAUUUGUCGACAUGGAGUCCGGGGAGGCCAACGAGGAGAAGAAGGGCUCCAUGUCGGCGGCGCAGAAGAGAGCGGAGAUCCGGAGGAAGAGGCUCCUCAUGAAUUCAGAGGACAGGAUGAACAGGAUUGUGGGAAUCACCAAAAACGAGUCUGAAAAUAACGGAGCAUCUCGGCAUCCCGCAGAACCCCGGUUCCAUCUGCCUCUAGAGCCAUGGUCGUCCUCCUCAGCUUCUCCUAGACCGUCUCCAGGGAUUGGCAGUCACUCCCACAGCUCAACCCCAGAGAGGAGGGGCUCACCCCUGCCAGAGCUCUCCAGCGAGCCACCCGGAGGAUCCUCGGAAGAUGACAUCGGAGGAGUCCGACGGAGACCGAGGGGUGAACGGCCGUCAGAUGAGCUCAGUGGCUCACCGCGUCGAGGUUUUCUCUCUGCGUCGUACCUUUCUCGUUUUGAUGAUGCCAUGAAGCUUCGGGGUCAGCUGGCCAAUGAAAAGCCAGCCGAGGACGGAAGGUCGGAUUCAGAGGAGUUUGAUCCCUUCAGGGUCUUCAGGCUCAUCGGCAGCAUCCUCCUUGCUGUUUUUGUCAGGGUUUUUGUCUGCAAGUAUCUGUCAAUAUUUGCUCCAUUUCUGACCCUUGAACUGGCCUACAUGGGAUUAUCCAAAUACUUUCCAAAGGUAGAGAAGAAGACCCAGACCACUGUGCUAACUGCUGCCCUGUUGCUGUCCGGCAUCCCCGCCGAGGUCAUCAACCGCUCCAUGGACACCUACAGGAGGAUGGGUGACGUCUUCGCUGACCUCUGCGUCUACUUCUUCACCUUCAUCCUCUCACACGAGAUACUGCUGCUCAUUGGCUCAGAGACUCCCUGAUAGGUUAAGAGGACCUCAGUAACCCUCCCCCUCAUUUUUGCUGUCCCCUCCCAUCUCCUAUAGCAACAAGGCAUGCUCAUUCGCGCCCUCUGGUGCUUGUUUGUUGUUGAUAGUCUGGAGGCGACCCCCUGCUGCCUUAUGAUCAGGGCUGCACGUGCCGCCUGGACGAGUGCUCAUUAUUUCAGCUUUUUUGGGAUUUCACUAACGCUAAAGCGACACCCGACCACAAAGUUCGGUGUUUUGGUACAGACCUCCAGGUUAAUUUUACUCUGAACAGAAGCUGUGAAACCUGUGUUACCUGUGUGUAAAGAAUGUACUGUCAUUUAUUGCGCUGAAGGAUAUUUCUUUGUCAGAUAUAGUGCAAAAAAUGGAAACCUGUCACACUGAAGAGUGGACUACAGUAGCAGUCAUCACAGCGGGCAGCCACAGAUUGCAUUUAACUUAUGAAGGGGAAACACUGGAGUCUCCUCAAAGGCUGGGUGAUGAUUUUAAAUAUGACACCAGACGGAGCAAUUAUUUUUGCCGAACAAAAUGGCCCAGUAUGUUUAGUCAUAAUACUUUGAAUUAUUGCCCAGCCCUGAGUCAUUCUGUGGAGUAAUAACCUCCAAAGAUGAUGCUUAGUCUGAGCAGGGUGUCAUAUUUUCAGCGAACGCCGCAGGUUGAUUCCUCAGCAAGCUUCUAACUCUUCUGUAAAACCAAAUCUGCUUUCAAACUGAUGAAAACUGCUGGAGAGUUUCAGCGGUAGCUGAUCUCCUAGCUAGUAUUAAAACACUAUAAUUAUCUUUUGAGCAAUUUAUGCAGCCCUGUGCUGCAAUACACAGGAUCAACUCAUUUUCAGUUCAUGCCAUUUAAACCAAACGCAUAACACUGCUAGCCAUUUAGACUAAAAUGCUUCAUUCGCACAUUUUGUAAACAAAUCCUCAUCUUGAAUGAGGCGAAAGGAAAGUGAAGUGGCUACACCCUUGCAGAAAAGAGGUUUAAGAAGUUUCUUGAUACUUAAUGAUUGCGAGUAUGAAUUAAAUUGACAGAAGCAGCUGCUUCCUGUUCCUUCUCAUACGGUACAUCACCAUCCCUGCUGAUUGCUGUGUCCACCCCUCAAGCUCUAGACUACAUAGAGAUGUGACAGUUGUGUCACAAAUAACAACCGUCACUGAGGUCCAGAAGAAAAUCUCCUGCAAAAAAACCCAAAAAAACAGUGUGGCUGCAUUUGACUUGAGUAGUCUUUGGAAAAUACACGCCCUGAGAUUAAUGGCAAGAUUCAGAAAUUUGCUUUCUGACUUUGUUCUCAGGUUUAUUAAUUGUGCUUUUUUGUGAAUACUGUAAUUAAUCUCAGCGAUCUAGCAGUUAUCUUGCUCCUCCCCAGCUGAAAGAGUGGAGAUGGUCGGAUGACCUCCAUCACUGCUGCACAGCCUACUGAGAACAAAUAGCUGGAAGGGGAGGAAUGGCUAUAGGAACAGGCCAGCAGGCAGACCUGGAUUUAACACACUAAUGAUCUAAAUGUUGGAGAAAGAGCCGUGUCAAACAUUUUUAGCCACUGGAAAGCGCUGACUUAGAGGUCUUAGGUUGAGGUCGGAGAGGAAGAACAAAACUACUGUAAAUCAACAGAGGAAAAAUGACAGAAAUUCUAGAUCGCCUCAAACUGUGAACUUCUUUGAUUUUUACGAAACAAACACUUACAGAGACGGCCCUCCACCCUUUUGUUAGAGAUUUAAAAGAUAUUCAAGUAUUGAAGAGCUUUCCUUUUUUGAGGGGUUUUCUUUUCCUCGUAGCAGCGCUUUAAAUCAUGUUUUCUUUUGUGAUCUGUCUCCUGGUGUUUGGGAAGGGUCCACUUACUUUAUGAACAAAUUUCCUCCUUUGUUUACAUCACAUGAAGGAUUUAGCCCUCGAAUGUUUAGUGUAUGGUAUUAACGCUCGACCGUGAGCUUAAAACCGCAGCAAACUUUAUACACGGUGGGGAUAUUUUGGGGAUUUUACUGGAAAGUGCUGUCACUGCAGUUUUGUGAGAGGCAGUGGGAGUUUGUACGCUUAUUUGUGUCGAGUAAUUCUGGUGACAUAUCCUGCUUUGCUUUGCUCAAAACACUCAUACAUACUUGCAUAAAUAUACAGUAUGCUCUCUACUUCUGUGCUGUCCUUGUUUCAUAUUUGUAAUUUUAACCUGAUUAAUUUAUAAAUGUGAAUAUUUUUUUUUUCAUGUAAAUGAAUUGGUGUAAUUUAUCCUACAGUUUGUCUGACCUACUUGAUUGUUUUUUUUGAUAACAUAAAUUUACAGAUAGACUGUUUUUAAUGGCUCUUGCAGUAUCUUACAUAUUUGAACGUGAGUAACAAAUGUAGUGUUGAUGUGAUGUAAACGGUCUCUGCUCCAAAAGAAGAAUGAGCAACAGAACAAUUCAUACCAAAUAAAUACUACUUGUGUGA
This is a messenger RNA of Archocentrus centrarchus (flier cichlid), 3431 nucleotides long. RefSeq names its product calcium modulating ligand (gene camlg). The record is from RefSeq and is a predicted model, not a curated record. Gene Ontology annotation, cellular component: GET complex. NCBI's taxonomy places the organism in Eukaryota, Metazoa, Chordata, Actinopteri, Cichliformes, Cichlidae. Gene Ontology annotation, biological process: tail-anchored membrane protein insertion into ER membrane. The transcript has 4 exons. The coding region runs from base 165 to 1016 and encodes 283 amino acids.